UUUCCUCAACCACCACCAGUGUGUAGAAUCCACCUGGAUAAUGCGACGGCAGGCAUGGUGUCAACCAGAACGCCCACCAGACACCAGCUAUUGGUGGUGAGGAGAGGAACAUGAUAUAGCCAAUUCAGGGAUGGAGAUUAUUAGGGUGCCAAUAUAAGGGUCAAUGGAGGAAUUUCCCAAGGACACCGGGCUUAAACCCCUACUCUUUUAUGAGAAGUGUCCUGUGAUUUUUAAUGACCACAGGGAGCCAUAACCUCAUUUUAACAUCUCAUCCGAAAGACGGUGCUGUUUUUACAGUUCCCCUGUCACUAUACUGGGGCAUUAGGACCCACACAGACUACAUGGUGAGCACCCCCUGCUGGCCACCCUAAAACCACUUCCAGCAGCAACCUUAGUUUUCCCCAGGAGGUCUCCCAUCAAGGUACUGGCCAGGCUCAACUCUGCUUAGCUUCAGUGGUAAACCAGGCCAGAGCUGCAUGGUGAUAUGGCUCUGGAUAGAUGUGAGUCAAGUGCUUCCGGAUCUCCGUGGCUCCCCCAAUCCGGAACAACAUACAAAGUGCUGGUUAGUUCUCAAGGGGGUAUACAUCAGGCCUUUGUGAAUUCGUGCAGUGUUUAGACCUCAAUCCACCAAAGCCUGAUUCAUAACAAAGCUAUGGAGAGGUGUUGGGAGGCAAAGAUGCGAUGUAUUCAUGGGGAUGUGCACACAUUUAUUGAUGCCUCUCACAUUCAUAAGGGAUAAAAACAUAGUCUGAAAGUGGCAGUCGUAGUCGACCUCUCUCUAAUUAACCCAGUGAUUAUGGGCACUGAUUGGCCAGGGUUUAGGGAAUUAGCUGUAGAUUUAGGACUGGUUGGGUCAUGGCCAGUAGCAUGGUGUGAGGUCUGGCAGGCAACGCACUUCCAGGUACAUCACAUCACCAUGACCAGGUGAAAGGUGAGACAGCUGGCCUGUCUGAGAUGAUGCAUUAAAGCAUGCAUUUAAGCAGGUGCCGGUGAUUGACGGGGAAUCUGCUGGCCGUACCAAAUGCACCAUUGUGCCCUCUCCCUCUAAUCGAGAUCCCCUUCGACAGAAUUGGCAUGGAUCUCGUUGGGCCAUUAGAUCGAUCAGCACAGGGAUGUUGUUUAGUAUUAGUUCUGAUAGACUAUGUGACUUGAGGCGCACGGUGGCUUAGUGGUUAGCACGUUUGCCUCAUACGUCCAGGGUCUGGGGUUUGAUUCCCGCUGGGGCCAUGUGUGUGCGGAGUUUGCAUGUUCUCCCCGUGCGGGGGUUUCCUCCCCCAGUCCAAAGACAUGCAUGGUAGGCUGAUUGGCGUGUCUAAAGUGUCCGUAGUGUAUGAAUGGGUGUGUGAGUGUGUAUGUGAUUGUGCCCUGCGAUGGACUGGCACACUGUCCAGGGUGUACCCCGCCUUGUGCCCGAUGCUUCCUGGGAUAGGCUCCAGGUUUCCUGUGACCCUGAAAAGGAGUAAGCGGUUGAAGAUGGAUGGAUGGACUAUGUGACUCGAUAUCCCAAAGCCAUCCCUCUGAAAACCAUCUCCGUGAAGAGCAUAGCACUGUUUUGGGUAAUCUAGUGAAUUGGGAUCCCGAAAGAUAUCCGGAGUGACCAAGGUGAUUGUCAUGUCCGGUCAUGAGACCAUACGCAUUCUAGAGGUUGAAGUGGAUGCAGCUGUUCCCUCCCCAGGAACUCACGUGAAAACUGAGGCAGGAGCAGAAGAGGGGAGAGGAAAAGCUUUAGAGCCAGCAGAAGGCACCACUCAGGAUAGACAAACAGCACCCAGUACCAUCCCCACAGUUUCUAAUGAGGCUGCUGUCACUUCCGUUCAAAAUGUUGCAAUUCCUAUAAGUCUCUCUUUGCCUCACCCUCAGACCAGCAUGCCUAUCACUAUCCAGGCCUGUCCACAGGUUCUGACCCAGGAUGGCCUUGCUACUCUGAUGACUGGCAUGAUUGCCCAGCAAAGCCCUCUGAGCCAGCCUCUGCUGAUUCCACUAAGUAUGGCAGGCUCUGUGGGUGGACAAAAUGGCCUGGCACUACUCACCCUUCCAGCAACCACACUAGCCACGCUACCAGGUUUUGGAGCUGGUGGCCCAGCUGGAGGUCUCAUUAAAUUACCUUUUGCUGGCCUGCAGGCUGCCACUGUUCUGAACUCAGUCCAGCCUCAGCUUCAGGCACCUGCACAGACACUCCUGCAGCCCCAGGCAACUGCACUACAGUCAGUGCAGCAGACUCAGGCUGCUCCAGCCAGCCCUGCUACUGUAGCUUCAGUCAUGCACAAGGUCACUGAGCCUAGUUCAUCAGUUGCAGCACUUCAGACCACAGGCCUCACAAUCAACCCUGCUAUUAUCAGUGCUGCAUCUUUGGGUGCUCAGCCACAGUUCAUCAGUUCUCUGACUACAACUCCCAUCAUCACUAACACCAAUGUGGCAGGACUAACCAGCCAGAUCAUCACCAAUGCACAGGGUCAGAUGAUAGGCGCUUUGCCUGUGCUGGUGAACCCUGCAUCUCUGACCGGAGUGUCCUCAACACAUUCACCACAAACUCAGGGUCUUCAGGUGCAGACUGUGGCUCCUCAGCUGCUGCUGAACUCCCAGGGCCAAAUCAUUGCCACCAUUGGGAGCAACCCUGGUGCUUUCACUACAUCCACCAGCUCCACAGUCUUGAAUAAAACUACUCUGUCGCACACCAGGGUCAACACACAGGCUCCGAUUGUAACAGUAAACCAGGCUCCAGUCAUGAUUGCCCCACAGCCCUCCACAGGGAAAUCAACCUCCUCAUCGAUUCCUGUUGCCUGUGCAGAAACGCCCACAGUCAGCCAGCUCGUCAACAAGCCACAGUCUGGGGUGACUGAAGAAGAGGGCAUUAAUCUGGAGGAGAUCCGUGAAUUUGCCAAAAACUUUAAGAUUCGACGGCUUUCAUUGGGACUGACGCAAACACAAGUGGGUCAAGCUCUAACAGCUACUGAGGGACCGGCUUAUAGCCAGUCUGCAAUAUGCAGGUUUGAGAAGCUUGAUAUAACGCCUAAGAGUGCCCAGAAGCUAAAACCUGUUCUAGAGCGUUGGCUUGCUGAAGCAGAGCUGUGGAACCAGAAGGGCCAGCAAAAUCUAAUGGAAUUUGUGGGAGGUGAGCCGUCCAAGAAACGCAAACGCCGCACCAGUUUCACACCACAAGCCAUCGAGGUCCUGAACAGCUAUUUUGAGAAAAAUGCACUUCCAACUGGGCAGGAGAUCACAGAAAUUGCCAAGGAACUGAAUUAUGACAGGGAGGUUGUACGAGUUUGGUUUUGUAACCGCAGGCAGACACUGAAGAAUACCAGCAAGAUCAAUGUGUUCCAAGUGCAGUAGAGUGUACAAUACACACCUGGAAGGACAAUGAGAUAUACAGGUGCAAUCAAAAUUAUUCAACCCCCGUUGCAAAUCAGGUUUAUUGUCAAAAUUGACAGACUUUUAGCUGUUUGCAAUGAACAAGUAGA
Ictalurus furcatus (blue catfish) is the source of this 3461-nucleotide messenger RNA. It is a transcript of the gene pou6f1, whose product is annotated as POU class 6 homeobox 1. Gene Ontology annotation, biological process: regulation of transcription by RNA polymerase II. Bases 1612 to 3333 code for a protein of 573 amino acids. Gene Ontology annotation, molecular function: DNA-binding transcription factor activity, RNA polymerase II-specific; RNA polymerase II cis-regulatory region sequence-specific DNA binding. NCBI's taxonomy places the organism in Eukaryota, Metazoa, Chordata, Actinopteri, Siluriformes, Ictaluridae. The transcript has 10 exons. The record is from RefSeq and is a predicted model, not a curated record.